AUGACAACCUCCAAUGUGCCCUUGGUUGUCGUCCCUUUAUCUACAGCGCCACUCUUACCAUGUUCAAUUAAGUCGACCACAUCUAUUGGUAUUGUUCCACCAUUGUCCUCAUUAGAGACUCGCUCUCACACAUCUACAUCGCCUUCUGUCGCCCCACUAGUGCCUGUGUCCGCUCCACCUUCGGCUUCGGCUAAGGGGGAGACUUUCGGUGCUCAUAGGUCGACAAGCAAGGGAAAUAAACCGCAUUAUGGUACGACUGAGACUGAGUUGGGCAGGAGCAAGCGGUUGGAUUGGCCUGACUCUUCCAGACCAAAGAUACUCGGCGAGAUCUUCGAUUCAAAGGAAAAGGAAGCUAAUCGAGGCAAAAUGGAAUAA
Messenger RNA from Striga asiatica, 375 nucleotides. NCBI's taxonomy places the organism in Eukaryota, Viridiplantae, Streptophyta, Magnoliopsida, Lamiales, Orobanchaceae. The record is from the annotation of a GenBank genome assembly.